AUGUCGGCGAUAAAGAAUGCAAACGAUAUUUAUAUUUUGAAGAAGAAGAAAGAAGUUUUAGAUUGCGAGGCUAGUAACUACGAAUUCGGUUUUGAUGGUUUGCCACAAAGAAUAAAAUUCGUAAACACAAAAAAGUUUUUAUCAAACUCAAAGCGAGACAAAAUCAGAAAAUGUAAUGGUAAACUAUUGUCGAGAUUCAAUGCGGUUAAAAAAAAACGAUAUGUAAACACAAGCAUAAUAAAAAACAAACAAACGAAGCCAUUAAUGCCUGUUCUCGGAAAUACACAAAAUGCAAUACAAUAUACCGACGAGAAAGAGAGAUAUGCGCAAUUACCGAACCAGAUUCAAGUGCCUAGCCACUCAGCUGAACCAUAUUCACGUGAUGUUUCGACCAUUUUUUGCGACACAGGCACAACCGAGAACACAAACUCGGACACAACGGAUGGCAUUGAAUUUGAUUUGGAUUCCAAUCAGCUUGAAGACACAAUUAUCAUUCAAAACUCAAAUAUUGAAGAGAACGGUUUGGAUUCGGAGUGCUCAGUAAAGUCAAAGGAGCCAAUACUUUUUCAGUACAAUUACUUCAAGAUAUUGGAAAAAAAUGGUGAUUCCUUACGUGCAAUGUGUGUUCCUUGUGGUGUCGAUGAGAAUAAUUCCCCAGUAACGGUUUGCAGUGCAAAACACAAGGUUUCUUCUAACUUGAUCACACAUUUGAAGCGGAAACACAUGAUGGAAUAUUCGAAAUAUUUAGCACAAAAGAAAGAACAAAAUCCGAUAAAACGCAAGAAAUAUACGAGAACUGUAAUAGAUCAACAACAUUUGGAUGACAUUGUGAUGAAGUUUAUUAUAAAGGGAAUGCACCCAUUGCGAACGGUAGAAGAUGAAAGUUUCAUCGAAUACACCAAUGAAUUAUUGGGGAUGCGUGUUGAUAAGUACGGCCGAACUUUCAAGCUUAUGUCACGCCAUGUUUUGAAAACGAAAAUCGAUGGGAUUUUUGAGACAGAAAAAAACAAAUUGAUCAAUAUUUUUUCUGCAAUCGAACACAUUGGAAUCACUUGUGAUAUAUGGUCCAGUAAACAUCGUAGUUUCAUGGGUGUUACAGCACAUUGGAUUGACCCAAAGACGUAUGAACGAUGUUAUGCCAUUCUAUCAUGCGAACGAUUCUUAUUCCCACACACUAAUGAUCGAAUCGCUGAACAUUUGAAAACCAUUUGCGAUGUUUUUGGAGUAACAGAGAAAGUAAUCGCAACGACAACAGACAACGCAUCAAAUUUUGCAAAAGCAUUUCGAGAGCAUGGUAUACCGAUUGAAUGGCAUUUCGUGGAUGACGAAUGCUUCGAUCAAGACUUUGAAUAUAAAGAAAUAGACUCAGUAUUGUCCCUGCAUGUUCGAUGUGCUUCACAUACAUUCAGUCUGAUUGGAGUAAAAGAUGCAGCUAAAGCAUUGACCACCAGUUCUUAUUUCAAUAAGCAUUCAUCGGCAUUCAAAAAACUCAAUCGUAUUUGGAGUUGUGCCAACAAGCCAAAAGCAUCCGAAACCAUAGUAGAGAUUUUGGGUAAGUCGAUUCAUCGGCCAGUUGCAACACGUUGGAAUUCGGUCUACGAUUGUAUCGUGAAAAUACUCCAAUUAGAACAAGCAAAGCUGGCAGAACUCAUGACCGCUCUAGAAAUUCCAGAAUUUUCAUCAGCUGAUAUUUGUUUUCUCCAUGAAUACAUAAAAGUGUUGACACCUAUAGCCAGAGCGCUAGAUUGUUUGCAGGCAGAGUGUUAUUUUGCUUUAUUAUUACCAGUGGUGCACAACACGAAGCAAGAUGUAUUGCAAAUGAAAAGUGAAAAUCUAAAAUAUGCUGUACCAUUACUCAAUGCAGUUUUGGGUGGAAUUGAAGAUCGGUUUGGAUAUUUGUUCGAUUUCGACGAUGAGCGAUGUAAGCCGGCUUUGGUUGCAACAUGUUCUCACCCAUACUUCAAAACGAGAUGGCUCAUAGGUGAUAUGUACUCGAACGAAAAUUUAGAGAAAAUUCGUUCGGUUCUUGGCUCAGCAGCACAUUCGAUGAAUGCCAAGGAAGUAACAGCACCGGAAAUACCCACAG
Messenger RNA from Sitodiplosis mosellana (orange wheat blossom midge), 2086 nucleotides. RefSeq lists its product as uncharacterized. Lineage: Eukaryota; Metazoa; Arthropoda; Insecta; Diptera; Cecidomyiidae. The record is from RefSeq and is a predicted model, not a curated record. The transcript has 3 exons. The annotation marks the transcript as partial.